AGCGGUGGCCGCCAGCGUCCGCGGGAGGGGUCCCGCGGCGGGAGUCCCGGCCAGCACCUCGCCUGGGGGCGCCCGAGCCAUGGGCACCAAGUGGUUCAGCGGGGCACCCUUCGGGGUGCAGAGCCACAGGUUUGAUGUCUCCGCCGUCUACCCCAAUCAGAAGAAACUCAGCACCUUCACCGAGGCCCCCUACUCCAAGCUUCAUUCUGUGCAAAUGUCCCACAUAGGACCUGGAACCUAUGGCUACCAGGAGACCUGCUUCAGCAAGAAGAAACUCAGCAAGGAGGUGGGCACAGGCUGGGCCAGGACCCAGGAAGCCACCCGGCUGACCCAGCUGCCCCACUUCCAGUACGAGGCCAUCAUGAAAGAGAAGCGGUUGCAGAAGGAGAAGCUGGGGCCCGGCUCCUACAACCUCAAAGACUUCUUAGAACAGCUGCAGCAGAAACCGUGCAGCACCCGGGGGCUGCUCAGCUCGGGGGAGACCCGCUUCCGUGGCCUUGUUGGGAACUACUAUCCAGGCCCUGGAAAUUAUGGGGUGAAGGGUAACCCAUACACAAAGCUGGAGGAGAAAGCCCAGAACCGUUCUCAGGUCCUCAUGUGCAGGAUGACCAGCAGGCCACUCCUCUUGGCUCAUCAGGGGAGUGGUCUGGCACCAGGCACCUACUCCUUCAAAAGUGGCAUUGAGACCUACCUGGCACGAUCCAUGGGCACCCGCGGCCCCUACGACACUUUCUCCGGUGACCGAAGCAAGCCCCAGCCUUAUGGACAUUACUCUGUGCAGAAAAAAAAGCCCAGGGAACUGAUGAAUUUUACGACCUUCGUGGAAGAGCUUAACUCGCGGCACAAUAAGAAGCGUGGGGUUUUUUCGAAAAUUCCUCGCAACCCGGAAACCCCGACGGAGAGGAUUUACUGGGCGACCCUUAGCCAGUGCCCCCGAAAACUAGCCACGUCUGGUCCCGGUUCGUGGCUUCCUCCAAAGAAGGAAUGCAAACACGUCAACCAGCCACCCUUCCUGCUGUCUUCCAAGCGGAUGGGCAUAAAGGCCUACCAGAUGAUUCUGGGAAGCUGGAACCCCGUAGGUGUGGGCCGCUACCUCAACACCUGGCUGAUGGAGACGAAGGACCAACGGCAGCGGUAUCGGUCCCUGUACCUGGGUGGAUCCAAGCGCUACCCCUCUGACCCGGCCUGGGACAGGAUCAUGCAAUGAGCGGAGGGCUGUGAAGCCCCAGAUGAGAUACUCUAAUGCUCCUGGUGAGGAAAAGGGACUCGAUGCUAACUCCCCCACUCACAACCCACACCAGCUAGGCGCUGCCUUGGGUGGCUUCACCACACGGAAUCUCAGUUUCUUGGUGUUCACGACGGGCUUGAUAAAACUGGUUUCCGGAAGCCGUUGUGAAGCCGAAGGAAAAACGGUGCACGAAGUGCCACGGCUAACUGUAAAGCAGUGCGCAAAUGCUAGCUGCUGCCUUAUUUAUUGACCUAAGAGGCCAUCGGUUGCAGCGUGAUCUCGUUUUCAGAAAUGUCAAAAGGCGAACAAACACGCACUCUAGAUUAUUUUGUUGUUGGAAAACCCGGUGAGGGCACGAGGACCCGAUUACUCAGGGAAGACCGACUUUUAAAUGCUUAUUUUUAUC
This is a messenger RNA of Herpailurus yagouaroundi (jaguarundi), 1634 nucleotides long. RefSeq names its product ciliary microtubule associated protein 2 (gene CIMAP2). The coding region runs from base 80 to 1207 and encodes 375 amino acids. Lineage: Eukaryota; Metazoa; Chordata; Mammalia; Carnivora; Felidae. The transcript has 10 exons. The record is from RefSeq and is a predicted model, not a curated record.